Messenger RNA from Strongyloides ratti, 930 nucleotides. RefSeq names its product Glycosyl transferase, family 14-containing protein. Gene Ontology annotation, cellular component: membrane. Gene Ontology annotation, molecular function: glycosyltransferase activity. Bases 1 to 930 code for a protein of 309 amino acids. The record is from RefSeq and is a predicted model, not a curated record. NCBI's taxonomy places the organism in Eukaryota, Metazoa, Nematoda, Chromadorea, Rhabditida, Strongyloididae. The transcript has 3 exons.
AUGGAUUAUAUUAAUAAGGUUAAGAAUAAUCGUAUAAUUUAUGAAAAUAAAAAUUUAUCUAUGGAUUGUUCUUCUAUUUAUAGUAGAGGAUUUAAUAUAAAUGAAAGUUUAAGUGAAAUUGAAAAAAAAUAUUCAUUAGCAUUUGCUUUUAAUAUAUAUAAAAAUUAUGAGGUAAUUGAAUUAAAACUAUUAUCAAUUUAUUCACCUAAUAAUCAUUAUUGUUAUAUGAUUGAUUUAAAAAAUCCAAAAUUAUAUGAUGAAAUGAUUCAACUAGAGAAAUGUCUUCCAAAUGUUUAUGUUCCCAGAGUUCAAUAUGAUAUGAAAUCAAAUGGAGAAAAUGGAAGUUUAUCACAUUAUGAAUAUGAUAUGAGAAGAAACAUUUCGUUUAUAAUGGAUAAAAAUAUUGAAUUUGCCAAAGGUUUAGUUUCAACUGGUUUACCAAAAGAAGCUGUAGAAUAUCUGGUAAAUAAAUUAAAUAUAACAACAUUUUUAAAUCAAUUAAAUACAAAUUUAUAUGGUAAUGAUGAAUUAACAUGGCAAACAUUACUAACAAAUGAAAUUUUAAAUAUUCCUGGUUACAUUCCAUUAAAAUAUGCUUCCAAAUAUUUUCCUUCAAAUAAAUAUUUAACAAGAGAAGUAAUUUGGUAUCCUAGUUUAUGUAAAUCAAAUGACUAUUAUCAUUAUAUCUGUACAAGAGGUGUUGAAUCACUUAAAGAUAUUAUUAAUAGUAAAUCAUUUUUUAUAUAUCGAUUCAGAGAAGAAUUUGAUUAUGGUGCUAUACAAUGUCUUGGUGAAUAUCUUUAUAAUAAGACACAUUUUAGUGAAUAUAUAAGACCUGAUUUGUGGUAUUAUUAUAAUCUUCCACAAAGUAUUUAUAAAAGAUUAAGUUAUAUAGAUGAUAUGGAUUUUAUUAAAAAUUAUAACAUUUAG